GCUGAGUGGGAGGAGGAAGGUCAAUUUUCUUAUACAGGUACGGACAAGAAGCCGCACGGCUUUCCUCUCUCGAUUUCUGGCGAUUUCUCACGACUUGAAGCCGUGAGAUACCCGAGUGAGAUACCAUGAACUAGGUGACCGGGUAACGAUCUCGGAAGACGUAAAGUUUUUGGGAGAAAAAAAGGCGGCAAACCCAAUCCAAGCUGCCCGACAUCCACCACCAGCUCAACCCCACAACCUCCUCGGCCACCCACGACCCUUCGUUUUUUCCUUUAGUCAACGCACCUCGCACCAAACACCCUUCAAGAUGUCUUCCUUCUGGGAUGCCUUGACCGGCCGGAAAUCCACCACCUCUUCGUCCUCGAUCUCCGCCCCUACCGCCCGCCCUUCUACAUCCGCCGAUCCGGCGCCGCCUCCAGACGCCGGCGACACUGCACCCACAUCAUCCUUCACCUCACACGCCCACCAACCCACCUUCGACUACGCCGCUGCCGGCGAUGUAUCCUCCUUCCUCAAGCCUGCAACCAACGACCCCUCGACGCUACACCCGCUCGCCGGUCUCGGCGGCGACCUGACGUACCUCGACCUCGACGACGCGGCGCUCUCGUCGCUGCCGGGAGCCCGCACCGCGCUACCAUCACGAGGCUGGUCCGACGACCUCUGCUACGGCACGGGCGCCACAUAUCUCAUCGCGCUAUCACUAGGUGGCGCCUGGGGCCUGGUCGAGGGGCUGAACAAGACUCCGGCCAACUCCCCGCCACGCCUAAAGCUCAACGGCGUGCUCAAUGCCAUUACGCGGAGAGGCCCGUUCAUGGGCAACAGCGCGGGUGUCCUCGCCAUGGUCUACAAUGGCAUCAACAGCACCGUCGGAUACUACCGUGGGAAACAUGAUACCGCGAACUCUGUCAUCAGCGGGUUGAUCGCCGGCGCGAUCUUUAAGAGUACUAGGGGCGUCAGGCCCAUGGCUGUGUCGGCGGGUAUCGUGAGUGCGGCGGCGGCAACGUGGAGCGUCGGUUCGAAGGCGCUGCUGUAAUGGUGCGGAGCGGCGGUGUUUUUUUUCUCUUUCUCUCUCUCGACUCUAUGAGUUUGUUGGUACAAAAAAGGUGUUUCGUUCGUUCGUUCGUUCGUUUGGGGGUGGGACAAUCAAUGUACAAGACGAGAAAUGUGAGAUGAUUCUGGAUGGGCCGGCCGGCCGGUGGGUGGGCGUACGAUGGGAUUGGAUUGGAUUUAGACGGCGAGUGGGGGAGUGGGGGUUUGCAUUUUUCACUCAAUCUUUGUACAUUACAUUACUUGCUACUUUGGGGGCGGGGGGCUUUUCGUUGCCACACUUGCUCACUUUCGCAUCAGAACUGAAGGGUUCCUGUUUUCUGUAUUAUUAUGGUGCCGUAACGGUACAGUUCCGACUACA
Messenger RNA from Tricharina praecox, 1408 nucleotides. RefSeq names its product Tim17/Tim22/Tim23/Pmp24 family-domain-containing protein. The transcript has a single exon. The record is from RefSeq and is a predicted model, not a curated record. Gene Ontology annotation, cellular component: mitochondrial inner membrane; TIM23 mitochondrial import inner membrane translocase complex. Bases 308 to 1033 code for a protein of 241 amino acids. Lineage: Eukaryota; Fungi; Ascomycota; Pezizomycetes; Pezizales; Pyronemataceae. Gene Ontology annotation, biological process: protein import into mitochondrial matrix. Gene Ontology annotation, molecular function: transmembrane protein transporter activity.